UAGUUAUUGUUAUCGUAUCUGUUCAUGAUGAUUCUGGAACUUGGUUUCGUUUAAUCGAUGAUCACGCAACUCUUCGGUGUCGUGUUGAUUUUAUUUUUGAAUUUUGUUUCGUUGUGUGAGGUUAUUAGAUCUUUGACUGGAUGAUUCUGUUUUUUAUUUAUUUGAGUACAAUUGAUUGAUGAAACAAGGUUUUGGAGUGAUUAGAGAAAGUUUAUGUUGUAGAAUUUGUGAUUGGAAAGGAACUUGGUUUAUUUGAGUAUGGAGUUGGGGAUGAUUUCACUUGUGAGUUAUUUUAAUUGAAUACGAGAGGAAUGAAAAUUAUGGUGGAAGCAUGGUCUUGAUGAACCAUUUAGAUAGAAUCAUGAUCAUGGAAAGAACAUUACAGCCUAUGAAGCAUGGGUACUCCCUUUUAGGCAAAGUAUCGGUACCGGUACGCGUACGGUAUUUGUAUGAAAAGAUGGCAGGAACUGAAGAUGAAGUGGAAAAAGCUUCUCGCAGUAAUGAUUGGGAGGUUGUAUCUCUCACGGCGUCGACUUAUGCAGCUGCACCUGGACCUGUUGUAGUUGAGUUGAAGGAUGAUGACAAGGAAGAUGCUUAUGAACCAAAUGAAACUGAGACAUCAAAUGCUUUGUUCAUGUCUGGUCACUUUGCGUUUCCACCCAGUCGGCAUGAAAAUUUGCCAUUGGAACCUGACUAUGGUGAGAUUCAAAAUGAAUCUGGAGAUAAAGAUAAUGCCUCUGAAGAGACUCGUGAAGAAGUGACCAGGCCUAGUGGAAAGGAGGAAGAAAACUUGACAUUAGCAGGGUUGGAUGUGUCAAAGGAGUUUGAGGGUAUGCAGUAUUAUGACGAGAAAAUCCACGAAUUAUCUGUUCAUGGAAAACAGUUUGAGGAAGGUGCAACUCUACCAGAUUUUGGUUUGACCGUAAAAGAGGAAAGUAUGUAUCACCCUGCAAAAUACACUUCUUUCCCCAGUGAAACAGAUAUUGGCACUGUGAGAGCAUAUGGUGAAAGCAUAGUUGAGUCUGAAACAACCGAAUCAGCAGAGCAAGAGACAAAUAUGUCUCCUGAUGAUUUAUCACUGUCAAAGAACUCUUCCCAAGAUGACAAACAAAACCCUUCAGAUCUUCCUUGCGGAGCUUGGUGGAAGCGAAGAGCUGCCUCCAUAUAUGCUCAUGCAAAGGAGGCAAAUACAUUUUGGUCUGUUUUCAUUGCAGCAACAGUGAUGGGUCUGGUGAUGCUUGGUCAACGCUGGCAACGCGAAAAAGCUUUACACCUUAAGUGGCAAAUCAGUAUCACUGAUGAGUAACCGUUUCUGCAGGCAAAGAGCAGGGCGCUUUCUCCCAUGAUUCGACUCAAAGAUGUGAUUGUUGGUGGCGGCCAUCGCCGUGGCUCCUUUAUCAGGGAAAGCUCCUCCGCUGAAGGUUAAGGUAAAAAUGACUCCAUGAAUGUAGCUCCUAGUCGUAAAAGUCUAAAAGCUAAGAUGAUGACGAAAAAUUGAAUGUCAAGAGAGAUUGAGAAUGAGGCAUAUUACGUUUGUGAAGUGCAGGUUUAAUACUAGGAUUGCUUGACCUUUACCAAAUUAUGAAUGCUGUUGUUCAAACAUUUUAUAUUGUGAAUUUUCCGGAUCUUUUCCUUGAUUUGCAUUGUAUAGCUCCCGAUGUAAUUCAACUUAUUAAGCUAUGUAUGCUUGCUAUGUGGAAUUGGCAAAGUAUACACCAAAUAUCUUAUGUAAAUUAAACUAAUGAAGUGAUUGUUUUUA
Messenger RNA from Lathyrus oleraceus (garden pea), 1759 nucleotides. RefSeq names its product ATG8-interacting protein 2. The record is from RefSeq and is a predicted model, not a curated record. Gene Ontology annotation, cellular component: intracellular membrane-bounded organelle. Lineage: Eukaryota; Viridiplantae; Streptophyta; Magnoliopsida; Fabales; Fabaceae. The transcript has 3 exons. The coding region runs from base 332 to 1306 and encodes 324 amino acids.